UGCGGCCAUUGUCCGGCCCCAGUGUGGCUAAGGCCGCUUUGGGCCGUCCCUCCGCACAUCAGAAUUGGAGAGGACUGAACCUGCAGCGCGUGCGGGAGGAGCUGGCCCCAGCCCCGGGUGGGCCCGACGUCGCGAAAUCCGGAGUCCGCAGGAGGCGCCCCAGUCUGGGAGCCGGCCCCAGCGAGGCAGGAAUGGCCCCGAGGCCUCCGACGGCCGCGCCCCAGGGACACAGCCACAGUGCUGAGCAAGAAUACGGUAUGGAGGAGCCAGUGUUGGGUGUGGAUGUGGUCAUGAUGUGGUCAUGAUCCUCUCUCAACAGGAGGAGGGCCCUCUCCUGUCUCUCUAGAAUUCACAUCUCUGUCAGGAAACCAGAGUUCAGUGUGAAUCAGAUACUUACUGGACACUGUGUUUUCAAGUUAAAGAAAAAAAGGAAUCAGUGACAUUCAAAGAUGUGGCUGUGGACUUCACCCAGGAAGAAUGGCACCACGUGGACCCUGCUCAGAGGCGCUUGUACAGGGAUGUGAUGCUGGAGAACUAUAGCCACCUGGUUUCUCUUGGGUAUCAAGUUUCCAAGCCAGAGGUGAUCUUCAAAUUGGAACAAGGAGAAGAGCCAUGGAUAUCAGAGGGAGAAAUCCAAAGACCUUUCUGUCCAGACUGGAAGACCAGGCCCGAAGCCAAAUCAUCACAUCUGCAAGAGAGCGUCUCUGCAGGAUCCCGUAGCACAGAUGGCCUUUCGCAUGCCACCUUCCAAAGCACUUGGGGUGUUGGUAGCCAGUUUGAGAGGCACCAGGAAAACUGGAAAAGGUACUUGGGGCCAGAUGCAUCCAACCAGAAGAAAAUAAUCACGCCAGAAGAAAACUUCCAGCAAAAUAAAUUUGGUGAAAACUCUAGAUUGAACACAGUCCUGGUUACACAACUGAAUGGUCCUUCAAGGCCUAAUGAAUGUGAUACACUCGGAAGCAGUUUGGGACAUACUUCAGAUAUAAUUAAUCAGAAUAACAUCCUUGCGAAAAAGAAACCUUAUAAAUGUGACAAAUGUAGAAAAGCCUUUAUUCAUAGAUCAUCGCUUACUAAACAUGAGAAAACUCAUAAAGGAGAGGGAGCUUUCCCCAAUGGUACAGAUCAGGGUAUUUAUCCUGGAAAGAAACACCAUGAAUGUACUGACUGUGGGAAAACCUUCCUCUGGAAGACACAACUUACUGAGCAUCAGAGAAUUCACACUGGGGAGAAGCCCUUUGAAUGUAAUGUGUGUGGGAAGGCCUUCAGGCAUAGCUCAUCCCUUGGUCAGCAUGAGAAUGCUCACACGGGAGAGAAGCCUUACCAGUGCAGUCUCUGUGGGAAAGCCUUCCAGCGCAGCUCCUCCCUUGUUCAACACCAGAGAAUUCACACUGGAGAGAAACCCUAUCGAUGCAAUUUAUGUGGGAGAUCUUUUAGGCAUGGCACGUCCCUCACUCAGCAUGAGGUCACACACAGUGGAGAGAAACCCUUCCAGUGUAAGGAAUGUGGGAAAGCCUUUAGUCGAUGUUCUUCCCUCGUCCAGCAUGAAAGGACUCAUACGGGAGAGAAACCUUUUGAAUGUAGCAUAUGUGGGAGGGCUUUUGGUCAGAGUCCAUCCCUUUAUAAACAUAUGAGGAUUCAUAAGAGAGGCAAACCUUACCAAAGCAAUAACUAUAGCAUAGAUUUCAAGCACAGCUCAUCUCUUACUCAAGAUGAAAGCACCGUCACUGAAAUGAAAUCCUAUCAUUGUAAUGACUGUGGGGAAGACUUCAGUCUCAUUACUGACUUUACUGAUCAUCAGAGGAUCCAUUCCGGACAGAACCCCUAUGAAUGUGAGCAGAACUUUAGUCAACAACCUAUUUCUCAUCCCGGAGAGAAACCCUAUCAGUGUAAUGUAUGUGGAAAAGCUUUCAAAAGGAGUACAAGCUUCAUAGAACAUCACAGAAUUCAUACUGGAGAAAAACCCUACGAAUGUAACGAAUGUGGAGAAGCCUUUAGUCGGCGCUCGUCGCUUACUCAGCAUGAGAGAACCCACACUGGAGAGAAACCCUAUGAAUGUAUUGACUGUGGGAAAGCCUUCAGUCAAAGUUCAUCCCUCAUUCAGCAUGAGAGAACUCAUACUGGAGAAAAACCCUAUGAAUGUCAUGAAUGUGGGCGAGCCUUUCGAAAGAAAACCAAUCUUCACGAUCAUCAGAGAAUUCAUACCGGAGAAAAACCCUAUGCUUGUAAGGAAUGUGGGAAAAACUUCAGUAGAAGUUCAGCACUAACUAAACACCAGAGAAUUCAUGCACGAAAUAAACUGUAGAAGCCCUGAAAUUAAGGAAUGUGCAGAAAAUUUUAGCUAAAAUAUUGUUCUUAUUUAGUAUCUGAGGAUUCUUACUAGAGAGGAAGCUUGAGAAUGUAAUGGCUCUGUGUGUGUGUGUGUGUGUGUGUGUGUGCGCGCGCGCGCGCACGUGCACGUCUGUGAAGAGAGCUCUGUGCUAGUGACAAUGUUUUUAAUAAAUAGAAACCACUGUGUGUGUGUGUGUGUGUGUGUGCGCGCGAAGAGAGCUCUGUGCUAGUGACAAUGUUUUUUUUUAAAUAAAUAGAAACCACAUUCUCAAAUCUGAUUAUAGACUUUUGUAAAAACAACUACAAACAUCAUAUAUAACCAAUUGGAAAGGAUAUGCCUAUGUAUGGGACUUUAUAAAGCUUUUGAAUAUAUGUAUGCAGGAGAUCAUCAGCUUUGAACAGUUUGACUUGUAACUCUGUGUUUACAAUCUUUUUUAAUAAAGCUCCUGCAGUAAUGACCAAAACUUACUUUUAAAAUUGCUUGACAACUGCAUUCAACUGCAGCUCUUACAUUAAAUUCGCCAUGGAAACCAAUUCCACCUCCCGGAAUCCAGCAUUCAAAGAAUGAGAUCAGCUGGUCCAACCAC
Molecule: messenger RNA, 2915 nt
Organism: Lutra lutra (Eurasian river otter)
Lineage: Eukaryota; Metazoa; Chordata; Mammalia; Carnivora; Mustelidae
Gene: ZFP90
Product: ZFP90 zinc finger protein
Exons: 6
Coding region: 524-2302 (592 amino acids)
Biological process (GO): regulation of transcription by RNA polymerase II
Cellular component (GO): nucleus
Molecular function (GO): DNA-binding transcription activator activity, RNA polymerase II-specific; RNA polymerase II cis-regulatory region sequence-specific DNA binding
Source: RefSeq, a predicted model, not a curated record